AUGGGCGAGAACAGCGGCCCGCUGAGCGCGCAGGCGGCCGUGGGCCCCGGAGGGCGCGCGCGGCCCGAGGUGCGCUCGGUGGUGGAUGUGCUGGCGGACCACGCGGGCGAGCUCGUGCGCACCGACAGCCCCAACUUCCUCUGCUCCGUGCUGCCCUCGCACUGGCGAUGCAACAAGACGCUGCCGGUCGCAUUCAAGGUGGUGGCGCUGGGGGAUGUGCCAGAUGGGACAGUGGUGACAGUGAUGGCAGGCAAUGAUGAGAACUACUCGGCAGAACUGCGCAACGCCUCGGCCGUCAUGAAGAACCAGGUGGCCAGGUUCAAUGACCUGCGCUUUGUGGGGCGCAGCGGGCGAGGGAAGAGUUUCACCCUGACCAUUACUGUGUUCACCAACCCCACCCAAGUGGCCACUUACCACCGAGCCAUCAAGGUGACUGUGGAUGGACCCCGGGAACCCAGACGGCACCGGCAGAAGCUGGAGGACCAGACCAAGGUGUUCCCCGACCGCUUCGGAGACCUGGAACGGCUGCGUAUGCGGGUGACUCCGAGCACACCCAGCCCCCGAGGCUCACUCAGCACCACCGGCCACUUCAGCAGCCAGCCCCAGACAACCAUGCAAGGGACCCCGGACCUGAACCCCUUCUCCGACCCCCGCCAGUUUGACCGCUCCUUCUCAGCCCUGCCUGCCCUCACAGAGAGCCGCUUCCCAGACCCUCGGAUGCACUACCCAGGGGCCAUGUCGGCCGCCUUCCCCUACAGCGCCUCACCCUCAGGCACCAACAUCAGCGGCCUGGGUGUGGCGGGCAUGCCGGCCACCAGCCGCUUCCACCACACCUACCUCCCGCCGCCCUACCCCGGCGCCCCGCAGAACCAGAGUGGGCCCUUCCAGGCCAACCCGUCCCCCUACCACCUCUACUAUGGCGCGUCCUCCGGCUCCUACCAGUUCUCCAUGGUGGCCAGCAGCAGCAGCGGGGGCGACCGUUCCCCCAACCGCAUGCUGGCCUCCUGCACCAGCAGCGCCACCUCUGUCACCACUGGCAACCUCAUGAACCCAAGCCUUGGCGGCCAGAGCGAUGGCGUGGAGGCCGACGGCAGCCACAGCAACUCGCCCACGGCCUUGAGCACACCAGGCCGCAUGGACGAGGCAGUGUGGAGGCCCUACUGA
Messenger RNA from Elephantulus edwardii (Cape elephant shrew), 1164 nucleotides. RefSeq names its product runt-related transcription factor 3 (gene RUNX3). Gene Ontology annotation, molecular function: ATP binding; RNA polymerase II cis-regulatory region sequence-specific DNA binding; DNA-binding transcription factor activity, RNA polymerase II-specific. The record is from RefSeq and is a predicted model, not a curated record. The transcript is spliced from 5 exons. Gene Ontology annotation, biological process: hemopoiesis; regulation of transcription by RNA polymerase II; neuron differentiation. Gene Ontology annotation, cellular component: nucleus. Lineage: Eukaryota; Metazoa; Chordata; Mammalia; Macroscelidea; Macroscelididae. The coding region runs from base 1 to 1164 and encodes 387 amino acids.